This is a messenger RNA of Arctia plantaginis, 975 nucleotides long. Lineage: Eukaryota; Metazoa; Arthropoda; Insecta; Lepidoptera; Erebidae. The record is from the annotation of a GenBank genome assembly.
AUGUGCCAAUGGAGUAUUGUGACCUUAAUAUACGUGAUCCUUGUAUUGAAUUCGUCCGCCAGAGAGAUCAGUUCACCGGAUGUCACUGUCCUUGACAAUCAUGUUUCUUCAGGCAACAGAACUCAGAGAUUCCUGUUCGAUGCUAUCUUCGGUUUAGAGGUGCCCAUUCUCGAGGAACAGAGCGUCGAGGAUGACGAAGAUGAUAAUCAGGUGAAGCAGUGCUCAUGUGAGUGCGGUGGGUCGAACCAGGAGAACCGCAUUGUGGGUGGGAUGCCCGCCGGCACCAACAGAUACCCGUGGAUGGCAAGGCUCGUGUACGACGGACAGUUCCAUUGCGGUGCUUCCCUGCUUACCAAAGAGUAUGUGCUUACAGCCGCACACUGUGUCAGGAAGCUUAAGCGUUCAAAGAUCCGUGUAAUCCUGGGCGACCACGACCAAACCAUUACCACCGAGAGUGCUGCAAUUAUGCGUGCUGUGACUUCCAUCGUACGUCAUCGUAGCUUCGAUCCCGACUCUUACAAUAACGAUAUAGCAUUGCUCAAACUCCGUAAGCCGGUCAACUUUUCAAGAAUCAUUAAGCCUGUUUGUUUACCGGGCUCCAGUAUAGAACCAGCUGGUAAAGAAGGUAUCGUGGUUGGCUGGGGACGCACGUCAGAGGGUGGACAACUGCCUGCCAUUGUUCAGGAAGUGCGUGUGCCGAUCCUGUCCCUCAAUCAGUGUCGAGGAUUGAAGUACAGAGCCUCACGUAUUACUAAUAAUAUGAUUUGUGCCGGCAGAGCUUCAACAGAUUCUUGUCAGGGAGACAGCGGUGGUCCAUUACUCUUACAACAGGGCGAUAAAUUUCAAAUCGUUGGAAUCGUGUCAUGGGGUGUAGGUUGCGGUCGGCCUGGAUAUCCCGGUGUUUAUACAAGGAUUACGCGAUACUUACCAUGGCUUAGAGCUAAUCUGAGGGACUCUUGUCUUUGUGGUAACUAA